CUUCUGCAGAAACUACCGCGCUUCCCUCUCCCCUUCUUGGCAGCUUCACCUCCCAAUUUCAUUUUGAAAUGUUCUCUUCUCAUUUUAGUUCUUGUUGAAUUCGAUCUCUUGAUUGGUGUCUUCCGUUCAUUUUGAAAUUCGUUAUUGGUGGCAUUCUGAAGAUCUCAGUGUAGUUGAUCUUGUCUUUUGCCGUUGAUUUUUGAUGAAUAAAUAAAAUCUUUUAUUCUUUCUCAAAUUAUCGGUCACAAGGACUGGUUUGUUUUUGUGACAUCUCCUCUUCUCUUCCUUUGUUUUUCUGAAUUCUUUGAUGAACGAGUUCGCCAGGAUUCUCACAAUUUCGGGAUAUUUUCCCGUCCUUUGGUUCGAGCUUUGUAUCUGAAAUGAACAGAUGCAAUCUUUUUCAGGAAUUAAUGCAUGGCUUGGGGUUUAUAUCAGUGCAAUUCCGAAGGUUUUCUGAGUCUAUGUGAGAUUUUGGACAACUUUGUGAAGAAUUGUUGUUAGUGUACGAGGACAUUGAUCGUUGCGGCGUUUGGUAUCUGGUUUAAGGAUGUCAAGAGUUCGAUCUUGCGAUAUAUAAAGAUUUUGAAUCGAAGACUUCGACUCCGUUCGCGCCGAAUUUGUCCUUUGGUUUAAGGGUUAGGGUUACUCUGCGAGUUUGAUUGUUCAGUGUAAUGGCAUCUCUUAGGCGCGCUUUCUCUCCGCUUCAUCGGCAUCGCGAUGGGGAUCAGAUCGAUCCUCGUUCCAAUGGCGGCUACAUCUCGGUUUCUGCUUCGUCUACGUCGUUUGAUCCUCCGCCCGACGAUCCGAUUGAUUCCUCGCCUUCGAAGGGCUUCCUUCCUUCAAGGUUGUUCGGUUCCAUCCCGUUGAUAAUGUUCUCGAACCAUUUUCUAUCGAUCGUGAUUAGGAUUCCUCUGGCCAAGCCUUUGAGAUUCCCCGACAGAUCGUCCAAGGGCAGAGUGCAAUCGUGGAGGAGGUUGGCAGUUCGGUUGCUCUUCUUCUUCAUAUUUGGGUUCAUUGCUGGCUUUUCUCCAUUAGGAACAAUGGAUACAACCAUCCUCCUCCCGAAGCAACUGGAUUUCUCGUUUGAUUCCGUCAAUACAACGCAGGAGGAUCUUGGUUUCUACCAGCCAGGAAGGUGGAGCGUUCAUAGAAACGAGAAACCGGGUAAUUUGAUAGGACAAGAGACAGAGAGCAAAGAUACAGGGAAAUUCAAUGGAAUUUCAAAGUUUGUGAAGCCUGAUCAGGCACCAAACAAGCUUUUGAUCGUUGUGACCCCCACUUACAAUCGGGCAUUUCAAGCAUACUAUCUGGGCAGAUUGGGUCACACAUUGAGGCUUGUCCCACCUCCGCUUCUGUGGGUUGUGGUGGAGAUGGGCGCAGCAUCCAGGGAGACGGCGGAUAUCUUGAGACGGACAGGGGUCAUGUAUAGGCAUCUCGUUUGCACGAAGAAUAUGAGUGACAUUAAAGACAGAGGAGUUCAUCAGCGCAAUCUUGCUAUCGAACAUAUAAGAAAACAUGAGCUAGAUGGAGUUGUUUACUUCGCAGAUGAUGACAAUGUCUAUUCCCUCGAGCUUUUUCAGAAACUGCGGGAUAUUCGGCGUUUUGGAACCUGGCCUGUCGCAAUGCUUGCCCAGAACAAAGCCAGUACCAUACUGGAAGGCCCUGUUUGCAGUGGAAGACGAGUCGUUGGGUGGCAUACAAAUGAAAAAAGCAAGCGGCUUCGCAGAUUUCAUGUCGACAUGUCUGGAUUUGCAUUCAAUAGCACCAUACUGUGGGCACCUGAGAGAUGGCACCGACUUGAGCCAGAACCUAUUAGACAAUUGGAUACAGUCAAAGAGGGUUUUCAAGAGACCACAUUCAUAGCUCAGUUGGUUGAAGAUGAAAGUCAGAUGGAAGGUUUGCCCGAUAGCUGCUCAAAGAUUAUGGCUUGGCAUCUUCAUGUGGAAAACGGUGUGCUUGAAUAUCCUAGAGGCUGGCGCCUCAAGCAUAACCUUGAUGCUGUUGUACCCAUCAAGUAAAAGAAGCCAUCUUGGCAAGAUCUUGCUUCAGAUAUGACAACCAUGUUGGAGAGAUGACUUCUUGCGGCUGAUUUUGAUCGCUCAUGUCUCAGUCAUCCCAAUUAGGGCAGUGGUUUUCCACCACUGUCCAUUUCCAUGGUUGUAGCACCGGCUUGGUGCUGAUUCUUUUCUGUAGAGUAUACACAUUGAAGCCACUGAGGUUGGAAAGAAAGAGAAGUAGUCAUUAUGUAAUAUCCUCCAAUUUAGAUGAUGAUACUAGAUGGAGGGAUCGUGUGGAUCUUAUCUAUUUAACAGUAGUUUUGCAGCAGGAAGUUCUGCCUUACAAUUUUUUUUGUAUCCAUAGUUUCAUUAAAGAAAAGAAGUCAUUGGUGUCUUUUGCCAUGAUGGAGCAGUUUUGUAAGAAAAGGCAUCCGUGGAUGCUGUUAGGUUGUAUACUCGAUUCCUUCAAUUUGACCUCGA
Messenger RNA from Nymphaea colorata (pocket water lily), 2477 nucleotides. RefSeq names its product probable beta-1,4-xylosyltransferase IRX9H. NCBI's taxonomy places the organism in Eukaryota, Viridiplantae, Streptophyta, Magnoliopsida, Nymphaeales, Nymphaeaceae. The coding region runs from base 672 to 2018 and encodes 448 amino acids. Gene Ontology annotation, biological process: glucuronoxylan biosynthetic process; plant-type secondary cell wall biogenesis. Gene Ontology annotation, molecular function: xylosyltransferase activity; galactosylgalactosylxylosylprotein 3-beta-glucuronosyltransferase activity. The record is from RefSeq and is a predicted model, not a curated record. The transcript has 4 exons. Gene Ontology annotation, cellular component: Golgi membrane.